CAGACGGAGCACUACUGAGGGGCUGUCUGAUAAAACGGGACUGGCUGAGACUAGUUCUGGGACGUGAUUUGGAAAGAUAACGCUACAUACCGGAAGCUUUGGGAACGUCUUCCUGGCUGGAAACAAAAACACCACAGAGAGUGCUAAAAUCACAGGGACAGCCACAGUAACCUGUGUAACAUGGAUCCACCAGCCGCGAAGCGUCGGACAGUUAUCCGCCACCGUCGAGUUUAGCUUCUCACAGCUGCAGUUGGACUUCAACGGCGGCGGCGGCACCUCGGGGCGCGCUGAAGCCACGGGAAUCUUUGUUCGCGUUUUUUUUUCAUGGGACACAACCGGGCUUCGCUUCCACUUUGUCGUUCUUUUACCUCAGUGACAGCACUCCCCUCGGUUGGUAUCGACUGGCCACCGUGGUCCCCGCAUCUUAUGGACUCCCAGCAGUAGUUUUUUGGCUUUUCUGUCGGUCGGUCCUGCUCUGACGGACGCGGCAAUCAUGUUUGCCGUGCGCAUCGUCACCGCAGACUACUACCUGGCAAGACCCAUUAAAGACUUGGACGUCUGCUAUUCUGAAUUCAGGGAGAGCGACGUGAAGAAAGUGCCGGUGGUGCGGAUAUUUGGAGCAACACCCGCAGGUCAGAAGACGUGUCUUCACCUCCAUGGCGUGUUCCCUUACAUCUACGUGCCAUACGAUGGCUACGGGCAGCAGCCAGAACGCUACAUGCGGCAAGUGGCCUUCAGCAUCGACAGGGCCCUCAACGUUGCCAUGGGAAACCCUGCCUCCAGUACCCAGCACGUCUUCAAAGUGGUGCUGGUCUCUGGCAUGCCUUUCUAUGGCUACCACGCCAAGGAGAAGCACUUUAUGAAGAUCUAUCUGUUCAAUCCUCAGAUGGUCAAAAGGGUGUGUGAGCUGUUGCAGAGCGGAGCAGUGAUGAGCAAGAGUUACCAGCCCCACGAGGGCCACAUCCCCUACCUGCUGCAGCUCUUUAUGGACUACAACCUGUACGGCAUGAACCUGGUCAACCUGGGGGCCGUCAAGUUCCGCAGGAGCCAGAGCAAAGAAGUCCCAGACAGGCAAACGCCCAGCAGUCAUCCCAGCAUCAGCCCCUGGAAGAGCCCCUGCGCCUCCAAGCUCAAUGACAGCACCUUAGGGGGCACGUUUGUCCGCUGGGAGGAGAACGCCAUACCCUGCUCCUUAGUCCUGGAUGAGGUGGAGAAACAGAGCACCUGUGAGCUGGAGGUCGACGCCGUGGCUGUAGACAUCCUCAACCGCCUGGAAAUUGAAAAUCAGAUUGGCAGGAACCCGGGCCUGCAGGCCAUCUGGGAGGACGAGAAGCAGAGGAGGAGGGAGAAGAACCAGGCCACCCAGAUAGAAACCCCUGAGUCGCAAGAUCGUGGGUUUGUCGCCUCGACGGAGAGCGAGAAAAUCUUCAUGAAGAGACUGAAGGAGAUUCUGAAGGAGAACGAGUUUGACGUGACACAAGCGUUGUCUGUGGCUGACGGGGAGGAGGACCAAGACGAUUUUCCCGGUGACCUUACUCUCCAUCCUGACCCCCGGGCUUCAGAGGAGCUGCUGUCUACCCCCGCUAAUGCUGUGGAGGUGCACAGGGACUCACGGCCAGACUUUGCGAGGAGCAGUGGCACAGUCCCAGAGGAGGCUGUGGUUAAUGAGGAGGCCAUGCUGAGUCUCCUGGAGAACAGUCAGACCUUCCUCCCGCUCUCCCAGUCCAGCCAAUCACCUCUGUUAGACAGCAGCCAAGACCAUGCCAUCAUCAAUUUGCUGGCAGGCCUGGAGGAUGACGGCUUCUGCAGGACCCCUGUUAGGCAGAGUUCCCAGUCCCAGUCUCUUCCUGGUGCCAGGAGCUACCACUGCAACAGUGACGAGGAGGAAGCCGGACCGGAGAUGGACAAGGAAGAGGCCGAGCUCAGCGUGAUAAUGUCACAGCGGUGGGACAGCGAGGCUCCAGAGAGUUCGGCCUUACCAAGGCCUGGUGUGAAGGAGGCGGAGGACGGCUUCAGUGAGGAGCAGCAGGAGUCCUCUGAUGAAGACAUGGAGUGGAGUGGGAAUAGCUCCGUGUUCGCCAACCUGUCCAUCCCUCAGCUCGACGGGGCAGCAGACGAGAACAGCGAUUCAUCCUUAACGGACAGUAAUUCCAGGACCCAGUCUUCUCUCAUAGUCACAGAAAAGAUGCUUGGGAAAAGAAACCCCUUCCCUGGAGAGACUGUACACCUGGAACCACCUUCUUCAGCGAAGAUCCUUCUGGAGUGCAAGCACCAUGAGCACAGACCAGUUCAUGUUCUGGACACAGAGCAAUCACUUGACAAGCACUUUCAAUCAAAAAGCAGCCAGGACAGCAGUAGUGAAUGUUCAACAGGGUUCAAGGUUAAUAAAGAAAUCCCCUACAUCCCACCAGUCAAGCACCCUAUCCCCUGCAAACUAGCCAACCACCCCGAGGUGUCUCCCAUCUGUGUAGACAAAGAGGACAUCCGACCCCUGUACACCUAUGACAAGAAAACCUCUAUAGCCUUGGAUAAGACAGAUCUAGAAAGUUUCCCAUUUGGUAAUGGAAAGGUCACCAAAAGCAGGAAGAAGUACGGCAGCAUAAAGAAUGUAGAAACAAACUGUCUGUCCAUUCUUCAGAACCACAGGACCUUCUCUCUCUGUUACUCAGAGCUGAGGAACUGCUCCGCAAAGACAGAGCUGGAACUGAGCCAGAAGGACGGCAAAAGCCCCAUCCUGAGGAACAUCACCUCAGCCCCGUCGCCCAUGGAGGAGGACGAGUUCCUUGAUCCUAAGAAGGAAGAACUGGGCCACGAUACUGAGGAGGGAGAUGUUGGUGAACUCAAAAUCAGGUACGAGGACUAUCAGGAAAACAAGACUGAGAGGACUAUCGUGGCCCAGCAGGAAGCACACUACAAGUUCUUUCCCAGCGUCAUCCUCUCCAACUGCCUCAGUAGGAAGAAAACUGGGGGCAAAAAGAUUAUUGACUCCUGCAGUAAACUGGUAGAGGCCCAGCCUCGCAGGUCUAGACUAAAAGUGAAUAAAAAAAGGUUAGGAAUGGCCGGACUGAGGAACAACUUAAGCACAGUUGAAAGCUCUACCUCUGACAGCCUCGUUAGCACUAGCUUCACCUCAGUCACGUCUGCUUGUCCACAGACUGUGGACGCAGAGAUGCCAAUUUCAGAUGAAAAGUCAAAAGAGGCUGAGCCAGUGAAAGAUGGGCCCGUCACAGAGGGAAAGCCAAUCACGAAAGAGGAGCCAGAAGCAGUAAAUGAAAGGACAGAGCCACCUUCAGAGGCCCCUACUACAAACUCCACCACUGUUUCCUGUUUUUCUGAAGAAACUAAAGAGACAGCAGAGGAUAGGUUGAGCCCACUGCAAGAUUUAUCUGCUGAAGUCACCUGUACCAAACCUUCAGCACUGCCUGGUAGUAAAUACACCCUGAGGGCCAAACGGAAGAUGAUCUAUGAAGGUGAGGAUGGAGAAUACUCAGGUUCCACUCGUUGUAAAAACCCAGCCUCUGUCAAAGACAGCAAGCUCAAGGACAGGAAUGUGCCCAGUGGGCAGGAAGUAAAGUACCAGAAACGGCGCAAGAAAGAACCCCCUAUCAUCAUCAAGUACAUUAUUAUCAACAGGUUCAAAGGACAGAAAAACAUGCUGGUGAAGAUGUCCAAAGUGAAUGCAGAGGAGCAGCUAGUGGUGCUGACACCCGAUAAGCUAGAACUGUACAAUAAACUGGCUCCACUCAAGGAUUUCUGGCCCAAGGUGCCAGAAUCCACUGCAGUCAAGUUUCCUGUCACUGAGCCAAAGGCCAAGAAACAUCCCAAACGAAAGGCAAAGGUCAACUCCGCAAAUAAGAAAACAGUCAGCAACUCGUCCAAGCCUCGAGUCAGACAGGGUCAAUGGGUCAAAAGGAAUAAAGGCUGUCAGAGAGGGCCAGUUCUGCCCUCUCUGCCGCCCCCUCGGCCCUGUUACUGCGAGCUAGCCGAUGACCAUGACACUGAGUACGCUGAUGUCAUGGUAGAGUUGGGGUACCUCUCCGAUAGAUCCCCAAGCCCGACAGACUCAACACCCCCGCGUUGUUGGUCCCCAAGUGACCCUAUUAUGGACAGCUCAGAGCAGCUGAUAAACCCACUCAGUGACCCAUGUCUUAGUUCAGCUUUUCACAAGCCACGCACUGUGUCUUCAACCAAAGUAGCACAAAAUAAGUGUCCAACUGCCAGAUCUAGGAAAACUGCAGAUAGUAAAAGGAAAGUAAGCAAGUCAGCAACUAAGCCUGCAGAGGAAGGAGAGCCCAAAAAAGAGAAAUUAAGACAGAGUAGUGGUGUUGCUCCAAGACAGAGAAAGAAAGCGAAAAAUGUAGCUGAAGGUACUGUCAACAGUUCUACAACCGCCCCAAAACCUAAAAGGUCUCGCAAAAAGAAGACAGAGGAACCUAAAAGCCAUGAGUUAAGUAAAGACAGCUCUCAGCUCCUUUUCCCAGAGGAUGAGCUACCUCCCUCUGAGAGUUCCUCUCAAGAGGUCCCUCCAUUUCAGCAGCCAGUGAGCACAGAUUGCAACAGCCAGGACAGUUCUCAGACUGCAUCUACACCAAACACUAACUCAGUGGCCCAGUCUAUAGAGCCAAAGGUUGAGGACUAUGAGACUUCAAUCAUGGAGGUCAACCAAAGCUUUUCACCACCGGUUCAGCUGAAGCAACAAGGUUGCCAGACCACUGUGGUAAAGGCAGAGGUUUCGCAGGAGGAGUGCACAGCUCCUCCACCUCUUCUGGCUGGAAUGCUCUUACUGGAAGACAGGAAAGAUGCCCAGGCACCAGUAGCCUCCUCACACUCAGGCCCUAAGAACGGGGAGAUCCCCACUCUUUGUGAGACCCCGUCUGGCUUGGCUGUCCUCAAGCAGCUUCUCCAGAGGAGGCAGCAGGGACAGGCCCUUCCUUUACAAGUUGUUGGUACGGACAACCACUGCACUGCCAUCGCUCAGGCCGCAGCACUACUAGAUCCUACAACUAAACCAGCUAAAUCCAGAAAACCUUCUUCCGCCGCUCAGCGUAAAGCCAGGGCCCCAAAAACUACCGCUCCCAAGGAUAAAAAGCCCAGAAUUAGGAAAGGCAAGAUAAGCAGCACUCAGCCAAAUCUGACAGUGAAGCAGGAGGGCAACAUGUCAGAUGACUGCCCCCUCUUUCUGUCAGACCCAGGCCUGGAGACUUGCAACCUGGUAGAGGACAGUUUGUCACCAGAGCUCCCACACAACUAUACCUUUGAUAUAAAUGCUAUCGAUCAGACUGAGUUCUCCAGCCCAUACAGUGGUAGCCAGUUCGUCCUGACUGAUAAAAAUUUGCCCCUUAAGUUCCUGAGUGAUGUAAGCCAGGAGGCUGUAUCUGCUCAGACACUGGGCUGUGAGAAGAAACUGGAUAAGCUGCUUGGUUGUGGGGAGGAGCUUCAGAGGGGCUCUGAGUGGCACAAAGCAAGGCCUGUCAGCCCCGACCUCUUUGGCAGACCUGAGAACAAGGAGUCUGUAUCAAACCACCUCACAUUCAUCGAGUCUGAGAGACUCAAGAGCAGAGAGUGGGACUUCUCUUUCUGCAAAGCUCAUACCCCCAGCCCCUUUCAGGACUUUCACUGUGAGAGAAAAGAACUGCUCUUUUCUGUCUUCGAUCCUGUUCUACCGCUCCCCUUAAGCUCAGCGUCCUUUGUUGACCAUGAGGGCUCACCAACAGGGGAGCUUCUGGAGGGCAUCGAUGGACUGACUACAUCCACUACACCCAGUAGCUCUCCCCGCUCCGUCGGCUCGCUAUCCCAGGUGAGGGCAAGCCAGCUGCUGCGGGGAACGGGAGCUGGAGCCCACAUCCUCAAGCCCCUCAUGUCCCCUCCAAGCCGGGAGGAGAUCAUCAACACUCUGCUGGACCUGGAGAUGUCGGAGGCUACCUUUCAGGAGCCCUUCUGCAGCGACCCUUCUGAUGCCCCAGGGAAACCAAUGGAGGUUGGUGGCCGCAAGCUAACCGUGGGUACCAGACUGGCUAAGGAGCUAGCAGAGUUCAGCGGAGACCUGUCCUUGGAGGGCCUCCAUUUCUGGAAGACAGCCUUCUCAGCCAUGACGCACCCCGCCGCCACUUUUACCUCAUCCUCCCAAGCCCAGGGAGGUGAGGCCUCAGAGGCAAGUAAAGAGCAGGCCAAGCCCAACCCUUCCUCAACCAGCGCCAAAAAAGUCGUUCUCCUGCCCUGCAAAAACCCACCAAGCCGAGAGAGUGUGCAUCUGUGGCUGGAAGCGAGGAAACAGUAUGAGUAUCUACAAAAAUGGAGGAGAGACACAGGGCUGCGGCUGAACGGGAAGGCUGGAAUGGAUGUUGAGGAGGAGAACCCAGAGAGAACUGGGCAGCCAUCUGCUUCCUGCUGCCCGGCAGUGAAGGUUGAGCUGUGUGGGAACCUUUCCAGUGUCAGGACUCCGAGGAGAAAGAAACUGAGCUUGUCCUUGAUCAUAUCUCCUAUGAAGAGUACAGGCUCUCCGAGUAAAUCCUCAGAGGCAAGUCCAGUUUCAGAUGAAGGUGCUGUGGCUCUUGAGAAGGAGGAGCUAGAAGAAGAUGAUGACGAUGAUCAUCAAACCACCUCUCCAGAGUCCCCUGAGCUGCCUCCAUGGCAGCAGUCCUGUCAGUCCAGCCCCUCAGGCCCAGACCGGCUCAGCCAAAACAGGCAAAGUGAAAACUCUCCAGAACCACUGUCACCAAGGCUCUCUGAGAGAUUAGGAGGGAACCACAGUCCCUCACCCCUCCAUGUUAGUAACAGAGAAGAGGGCAGGACGAGUCCCCAUCUCCAUCACAGCACCCCUUUCUUACGGAGGUGGCGGAAAAGCAAGGAAGAUCUGGAGCCAGUGUGCAGCACGCCCAUAUCUGAGGAGAAUCCAGCUUCUCAGAGACUCCAGCAGAGGAGGAGGAGCCAGGCAGACCCACUGAGACGAGUGUUACUGACCACACAGACAAAGAACCAGUUUGCUGCUUUGAAUGUGCCAAAGAAAGAUAACUCUCAGAUCGAAGGGCCCAGCAUAGCCAACUCCUAUGGCUUCAAAGUCAGCAUGCAGAACUUACAGGACGCCAAAGCUCUGCAUGAGGUCCAGUACCUAACACUGAUGAGCAUGGAGCUCCAUGCGAGAAGCCGUCGUGACCUCGAACCUGACCCCGAGUUCGACCCCAUAUGUGCCUUAUUCUACUGCCUCAGUUCUGACGCUCCUCUGUCAGAUGUGGACGGCACGCAGCUGACUGGAGCCAUCGUGGUGGACAAAGACUAUCAAAGCUGUGACCGAGGUCACAAAACAGCGCCCCUGCUGGUCAGGUCGGGCAUCUCUGGGCUGCAGGUGAAAUAUGCCACUGAUGAGAAGAUGCUGUUUCAGGAGCUGAUCACUAUCAUGAGGAGGUUUGACCCGGACAUCCUGCUGGGAUACGAGGUGCAGAUGUCUUCUUGGGGCUACCUUCUCCAGCGUGCCGCGGCCCUCGAAGUGGACCUGUGUCAGCAGCUGUCACGAGUGCCAGGCGACUCCAAAGAGAACCGCUUCGCUGCAGACAGGGAUGAGUACGGCGCCGACACCAUGACGGAGAUCAACAUCAUAGGACGCAUCACCCUCAACCUGUGGCGGGUGAUGAAAACCGAGGUGGCGCUGAACAACUACAGCUUUGAGAACGUGGCUUUCCAUGUGCUCCACCAGCGCUUCCCCCUGUACAGCCCCCGCACGCUGUCCGACUGGUUUGACCACAACACCGACUUAUACAGGUGGAAGAUGGUCGACCAUUACAUGAGCCUCGUGCGCGGCACCAUGCAGCUUCUCCAGCAGCUGGACAUCAUCGGCAGAACCAGCGAGCUGGCCAGGCUGUUUGGGAUUCAGUUCCUCCACGUUCUGACCCGAGGAUCACAGUACCGCGUCGAGUCCAUGAUGCUGCGCGUGGCCAAGCCUCUGAACUACAUCCCCGUGACGCCCAGCAUCCAGCAGCGAGCCCAGCAGAGGGCACCGCAGUGCAUCCCGCUGGUGAUGGAGCCCGAGUCGCGCUUCUACAGCAACUCGGUGGUCGUGCUGGACUUCCAGUCGCUCUAUCCCUCCAUCGUCAUCGCGUACAACUACUGCUUCUCCACCUGCCUCGGCCACAUGGACAGCCUGGGAACGCCGGAUGAGUUUAAGUUUGGCUGCACCUCCCUGCGGGUUCCUCCUGAGCUCCUCUACCAGCUGCGAAAUGACAUCACCGUGUCACCCAACGGCAUCGCCUUCGUCAAGUCCUCAGUGCGUAAAGGGGUCCUGCCCAGCAUGCUCGAAGAAAUCCUCAACACCAGGAUCAUGGUGAAGCAGUCCAUGAAAACCUACAAGCAGGACAAAGCCCUGAUGAGGCUGCUCGACGCCCGACAGCUCGGACUCAAGCUCAUCGCCAACGUCACCUUCGGCUACACCGCGGCCAACUACUCUGGACGCAUGCCCAGCGUGGAGGUUGGAGACAGCAUCGUUCACAAAGCCAGAGAGACCCUGGAGAGAGCCAUCAGGCUGGUCAACGACACGAAGAAGUGGGGAGCGCGUGUUGUGUACGGCGACACCGACAGCAUGUUUGUUUUGCUGAAGGGAGCCACCAAAGAGCAGGCCUUCAAGAUCGGCAACGAGAUCGCAGAGGCAGUGACCGCAACCAAUCCCAAGCCUGUCAAACUCAAGUUUGAGAAGGUGUACCUGCCCUGCGUGCUGCAGACAAAGAAGCGCUACGUGGGCUACAUGUAUGAAAGCCUUGACCAAAAGGAACCCGUGUUUGAUGCCAAAGGGAUCGAGACAGUGCGCCGCGACGGCUGCCCUGCUGUUUCCAAGAUUCUGGAGCGGUCCAUCAAGCUGCUGUUCGAGACGCGGGACAUCAGCCAGGUGAAACAGUUCGUGCAGCGUCAGUGUCUCAAGGUUCUGGACGGCCGCGCCAGCAUGCAGGACCUGACCUUCGCCAAGGAGUACCGAGGCAGCGGCUCGUACCGGCCCGGAGCCUGCGUCCCCGCACUGGAGCUCACCAGGCGCAUGAUGGCGUACGACCGCCGGCUGGAGCCACGCGUCGGGGAGCGCGUGCCCUACGUGGUCGUGUACGGAACGCCCGGCGUGCCCCUCAUCCAGCUGGUGCGCCGGCCCACAGAGGUCCUGCAGGACCCCAGCCUCCGCCUCAACAGCUCCUACUACAUCACCAAGCAGAUCCUGCCGCCGCUGGGCCGCAUGUUCCAGCUGAUCGGGGUGGACGUGUUCAGCUGGUACCAAGAGCUGCCCAGGAUCCAGAAAGCGUCCGGCCCCUCGGGGGUGGGUGGAGAGGAAGUGGGGAGGAAGGGAACCAUUUCUCAGUACUUCACCUCGCUUCACUGCCCCGUGUGUGAUGAGCUGACCCAGCUGGGCGUGUGCUCUCGGUGUCGCGCCGACCCACAGCGAGUCGCCGUGACGCUCUACCAGGACAUAAGACAGUGGGAGAGUCAGCAAGACCAGCUGCUGAAGAUCUGUAGGAACUGUAGCGGCUGUGCAGAGCGGCAGGUCCCCUGUGUGUCCCUGGACUGUCCUGUCCUUUACAAGCUGUCUCGGGUCAACAGACAGCUCUCCAAGGCCCCCUACCUCCGACAGCUGCUGGAGCAGUUCUGAAUUGGCUCCCGAACGGCGGCGCUCCCUGCUCAUUUGGUGCUAAUUGCCCCUCACCCCUCUCACCCCCCUCACCCUACUCACCCCUCAUCUCAGUGUUCGAUUGUCCGUUGGGUUGUAAUAGUUGAAAUGGUGCUUGGAUUUGAACCCUGUUGGGUUUUCAUUCUGUCUUGUAACUGUUAUUUGUUAUACAAGUAUUUCUCUGCAUGUGCAGACAGUCUGGUUUGAGCCUCUUUGUGGGGAAGGCGGUGUGGGGACUCCCCCCCCAACUCCCACCCUCACCCUUUAGGGCUUGUGUUUGUUCUCAUGCUUGUUUGCUGCCAUUCUCCAUUAGCUGCUAUGGGCUGGGUGAAGCUGGUGUCUUCGGUGAUGCAGCUCACAGACUUGCCUGUCAUGGAACUAAGUGCAGUCCAAUCAAGGAUGACUUGUUGUGUCUUGUUUGCGCUGUAGCAGUUUGAGGUUAUCGUUGUUUUAUUUUUUUUAAGGAACUCCUUACAGAUCUCAAGCCAACCUACAUUCAAACCACUGAUCGACUUCAUUUUUAUAUGACAGCUGCAGUCGUGUAAAUACUUCCUGUAUAGCUCCAUCUAUAAUAUCUGACCGUGCAUUAGCAUCAGAGAAACUGAAGCUCCGGCCAUGAAUGCAGUCAAAUCUGUGUUUUAACGCCAUGUUUCGUUUCCCAUUCACCUUGAUUGUAUUGAUGUCCAUUUUUGGCAGAUGGGACACUUCACGCUCCGUCUACAGAGCGUGGGAAACUGGAAACCAGUUCAUUUUUUUUUUUUUUUUUUUUAAACAAAUCUGGGACUGUUGCAAUACUGUAUUUUGAUAAUUUAUGUCAUGAAGAGUCUAUUAUUUCCUUGUGCAUAUAUGGUUUUGUGUAACGUUUCCGAUUUUCUGUGCAAAGCAAAAUUCAAAAAAAACAAAAACAAACAAAGAUCAAACUACAUCAAGAUCUGAUCUUCAACUCCCAGUACAGCUGUACACAUCUGUAUGUGUGCACAUCUGUAUGUGUACAGCUGUACACAGGACCUGUGUAUUUGUAUA
This is a messenger RNA of Toxotes jaculatrix (banded archerfish), 10657 nucleotides long. It is a transcript of the gene rev3l, whose product is annotated as REV3 like, DNA directed polymerase zeta catalytic subunit. The transcript is spliced from 32 exons. Gene Ontology annotation, molecular function: DNA-directed DNA polymerase activity; nucleotide binding; DNA binding. Gene Ontology annotation, cellular component: nucleus; zeta DNA polymerase complex. Gene Ontology annotation, biological process: double-strand break repair via homologous recombination; error-prone translesion synthesis. Lineage: Eukaryota; Metazoa; Chordata; Actinopteri; Toxotidae. The record is from RefSeq and is a predicted model, not a curated record. The coding region runs from base 494 to 9616 and encodes 3040 amino acids.